AUGCAGCUUUUGGACACCGAAAAUUUAUCAUUAGUGCCAGAAUAUUCUAAAGAGCCAAUCAUCAUUCAACAUCAUCAUUCCAGUUCUUCAAUUACUGCAACGCCCGUUACCCCUACAACCCUCAAAGACACUACAUUUACUAAUGAAGAUUUUCAGUCGUUUGUGAAAACCAAUCUCACUAAUUUAAAGUAUGAACUUAAAAGUAUGGCUUUCUCUAUAGAAACUAUAAUGAAUCCGUGGACCGUGAUAGUUAAUGAAUCUUCUGAAAUUGUAUGGCCAAUAAGCAAUGAUGAAGAGCUCGAUAAUAUUGAAAAGUUGCUCGAUAAUCGUUUAAUUAGGAAUAACCAAGCCAUUAUUUUGUCAAGAUCAGCUGACAUUAAUAUAUCCGAUACAAUUCGAAGAAUUAUGCAACAACUUUUCACAGAUCAAUUUCUUCGUCAAUAUUCAUACUCUGGUUUUAAAGGAAAACACAAGUUUUCAACAUUGAGAUGUUGCAGAUUAUUAUUUGAUUCAUUAAGAAAAAUCAAGAAAUUCGAUGCAGUGCCAGAUGUUGAUAUAAUAUGCGCUCUAUCAAAGUGGAUGGCACAAGCUACAAAUCGUAUUCAUAAAAAAGAAUCUAAAUCUAAAAAUUAA
Messenger RNA from Macrosiphum euphorbiae (potato aphid), 633 nucleotides. The record is from the annotation of a GenBank genome assembly. NCBI's taxonomy places the organism in Eukaryota, Metazoa, Arthropoda, Insecta, Hemiptera, Aphididae.